AUGGUCGUUGGUGCUACAGGCACCGGUAAAAGUACCCUAAUCAAUAUGAUGAUCAAUUACAUCUUGGGGGUGAAGUGGGAAGAUAACGUCAGAUUUAAGCUGGUAGAGGAACGAGGGUCUCGAUCACAGGCUUACAGUCAAACACAAAAUAUAACAUCGUACACAAUCCACAACAAUGAUCACAUAAACCUUUCCUACACGUUGACACUCAUUGACACGCCAGGGUUCGGCGAUACUGCAGGUAUUGAGCGCGACAAAGCCAAUGUUGAUAAGAUCAAGGACUUUUUCUCUAACUCUACGGCCCAUGGUGUGGAUCACAUAGAUGCUGUAGGAUUUGUUGUUCAGUCUUCACAACCACGUCUCACCCCAGCACAGAAGUAUGUAUUUGACUCGAUCCUUUCCGUUUUUGGAAAGGAUAUCGAGGCAAAUAUAAUGAUGCUCAUCACCUUUUGUGACGGGUCACGACCGGUAGUCCUCGAUGCAGUUACAGAGGCAAAUCUACCGUUUGGUAAUACGUUCAAGUUCAACAACUCGGUACUAUUUGCUAGUCAAAAUCAGUUUGGCAUAGGGUACUGGGAAAUGGGUUACACAAGUAUGCACGAGUUUGUUUGUGUUCUUGACGGCCUACAGCCUCAAAGUCUUACUCUCACAGUAGAAGUUCUGAGGGAAAGAAAACGUUUGGAGAUUGCUCUUCAAGGGUUGCAGGAGAAGAUUCAGUUUGCUCACGAACAGACGGAGCACUUUGAAAACAUGAAACAAUUGUUUAAAGAACAUGAACAGGAAAUAGAAGCAAAUAAGUCUUUCAUAUUCAAGGGUACCGUUGCCAAACUUGAAAAAAUUCCAAAUCAGACAAGUGGCUCCACAAAUUGCACCCAGUGCCGCUUCACCUGUCAUCACCCAUGUACCUACUCUCAAGCAAAGUUUUUGUGCCGUGCAAUGACGUGGAUGGGUUAUUGCACUGUUUGUCCUGACAAGUGUUCCUCAGGCGUCCACGUUCACGAGUACUUCAGAUAUAAUUGGAAAAUGGUAAACGAGGUACAAACGUAUGAUGAUUUCGAGAAGCAAUGUAGAAGCGCAAAGGGGCGAAAACAAACCUUUGAAGAAGUGUUAAAGAAAGUCGAAGCUGAUAGGGACGAUGCGGAAACUGCUGUGCAUGAGUUGAUCAGGGAGUCUCACAAAUGUACCCAGCGCCUUGAAGAGAUUGCCCUCAAGCCUAAUCCCAUGGGAAUAAUAGAGUACAUAGACAUGAUGAUUGAAACUGAGAAGGCAACCAAAACUCCAGGUUGGGAGAAAAAAGUUGGGUAUCUAGAAGCAACUAAACGCAGAGAAAACGCUAAGGAUGUAAUAGCUGAAGCUCCAGAUACAUCGCGCAAUGCCGUGGCGAGGUUGUAUAACAAAUUAAAGCACAAAUUGGGUUUUAGUGGUGCGGCAUAA
Molecule: messenger RNA, 1434 nt
Organism: Patiria miniata (bat star)
Lineage: Eukaryota; Metazoa; Echinodermata; Asteroidea; Valvatida; Asterinidae
Exons: 1
Coding region: 1-1434 (477 amino acids)
Molecular function (GO): GTP binding
Source: RefSeq, a predicted model, not a curated record